Messenger RNA from Pieris rapae (cabbage white), 2298 nucleotides. It is a transcript of the gene Pgm1, whose product is annotated as phosphoglucomutase. Gene Ontology annotation, biological process: carbohydrate metabolic process. The transcript has 10 exons. Bases 189 to 1868 code for a protein of 559 amino acids. Gene Ontology annotation, molecular function: phosphoglucomutase activity; magnesium ion binding. The record is from RefSeq and is a predicted model, not a curated record. NCBI's taxonomy places the organism in Eukaryota, Metazoa, Arthropoda, Insecta, Lepidoptera, Pieridae. Gene Ontology annotation, cellular component: cytosol.
UAAUACAUAGUUCACAAAUGGCAGUUGCGCCUUUGAGCCCGACCGGCGACCUUGUUUGACAUUGUCCUAACAGCUGAGUGUUCUUCAACAACAACAAUUAUUCUUGACCUCACGAACUCAGUUAUCAGAUUACAACCUACGUGUAACUACUAGAACAUUUAGCCGUGAAGCCACUGUAGUUGUACAAAAUGUCUAGCGUUGUAACAAUUAAUACGAACCCUUACGAGGGCCAAAAGCCGGGCACAAGUGGUUUGCGUAAAAAGGUAAAGGUUUUUGUACAAGACAACUACACAGAAAACUUUGUUCAAAGUAUACUGGAUGCAAACAAGGAUUCUAUAAUAGGUUCCACUCUUGUAGUGGGUGGUGAUGGUCGCUACCUUGUCAAGGAAGUCGUUGAUAAGAUCAUAAAGAUUGCUGCUGGAAAUGGGGUUGGAAGGCUGAUUGUUGGACAAAAUGGUAUAUUAUCUACCCCAGCUGUUUCUCAUAUCAUCAGGAAGUUUAAAACUUUAGGUGGAAUUGUUCUCACAGCUUCCCACAACCCCGGUGGCAUAGACAAUGACUUUGGAAUUAAAUUCAACUGCAGUAAUGGCGGCCCAGCACCUGAUCACACCACAAAUGAAAUAUAUAAACUUAGUACAGCCAUCAAACAAUACAAAAUUGUGCCGGAUAUACAGUGCAAUAUUGAUAAAAUUGCUGUACAGAAAUUCAAGGUUGAAGAUAGAGAAUUUAUUGUUGAAAUAAUAGAUUCUGUUAAGGAUUAUGUUGAUUAUAUGAAGGAGAUAUUUGACUUUCCAAAAAUUAAGGCUCUAUUGCAAGGAUCAGAGCGCAGAAAGGCUUUUAAUGUACUUAUUGAUUCCAUGAAUGGAGUAACUGGUCCCUAUGUGAAACGUAUCUUCAUAGAUGAGUUAGGAGCCACAGGAAAUAAUGUUCGUAGAAUUGUACCUUUAGAAGACUUUGGUGGUGCUCAUCCUGAUCCCAAUCUUACAUAUGCGGCUGACCUUGUGAAUGCGGUCAAGGGUGGGGACUAUGAUUUUGGUGCUGCGUUUGAUGGUGAUGGUGACCGCAACAUGAUAAUUGGUCGAGAUGCGUUCUUCGUUACACCGUCAGACUCCCUGGCAGUGCUGGCAAAUAACCUCCACCACAUCCCGUACUUCCAGAAGACAGGUGUGAAGGGCUUCGCCAGGAGCAUGCCCACAGCUGCAGCCGUAGAUAGAGUUGCUGCUGCAACAGGAAAGGAGUUCUUCCAGGUGCCAACUGGUUGGAAAUAUUUCGGCAACCUCAUGGAUGCUGGGCGUCUCUCUCUUUGUGGAGAGGAGAGUUUUGGCACAGGGUCUGACCACGUGAGAGAGAAAGAUGGGCUUUGGGCGGCACUGGCUUGGCUCUCCGUUCUGGCGGCUACGGGACUCUCUGUGGAAGAGAUUUUGACGAAGCACUGGCAACAAUUCGGCAGAAACUACUUUACCAGGUAUGAUUACGAGGAGUGCCCCAGCGAUCCCUGCAACGAGAUGAUGCAAGAACUGGAGAAGAAGAUGACGGCCCCUGGCUUUGUGGGCUCCCGUUACUCUGCUAAUGGGAAGGAAUAUAAAGUUUCUGUAGCUGAUAACUUCUCCUACAUGGAUCCAGUCGAUCAGAGCGUCGCUAUGAUGCAGGGUCUCCGUAUAGUGUUUGAGGACGGAUCCCGGAUUGUGAUGCGUCUCAGUGGUACAGGCAGCUCUGGAGCAACUGUGAGAUUAUACAUAGAUUCCUAUGAAGCUAAAGAUGUCCUCGGCUCGGCUCAAGAAAAACUAGCGCCACUUAUUAGUGUUGCGCUGCAAAUAUCAGAAUUACAGAAGUACAUCGGCCGCGACAAACCUACCGUUAUUACAUAAGUCUUAAAUGGUCGAAUCAAUAAAGAUAGUAACCAAUUUUUUAAUUAAAAUAAAACCAAAUUUUAAUUUAUUAAAUUUAAAAAAUAGUUUAAGUUUUAUUUUUUUUUAAUUUUACUAAAAUUUCAGUGGUUUGUGAGUGUAAACUCAAAAAAAUAGGAUUUUUUUAUAAGAUUUGUAUAAUUAUCUGAAAUAUUUUUUAAUUAUUUUUGGCAAUAGCGCAAUAUAAUAGUUUAGGAAGCUAAUCCUAUCUUGACGCAUUAAAUGCCUCUUUCUAAUUAUUAAAAAAAUCAUUGUUAUAUAGUUGGUUAUGGUCUAUUGUUUAUUUGUUUUUAAUGUGCAAUGAAUUACGUAAUUUUAAACUAAAAAUAUAUUUUAAAUCUAUACCCAAAUUUUUGAUCAGCCUUUAAUUGUAUAAAUACUUUAAAAGGAU